Triticum turgidum subsp. durum (durum wheat) is the source of this 1200-nucleotide messenger RNA. The record is from the annotation of a GenBank genome assembly. Lineage: Eukaryota; Viridiplantae; Streptophyta; Magnoliopsida; Poales; Poaceae.
AUGAUCACGGGCUCGGCGGUGUACCAAGUGGUGGAGGCGAUGGCGCCGCUGUACACGGCGGCGGCGCUGGGCUACGCGUCGGUGCGGUGGCUCAAGGCCUUCUCCGAGGAGCAGUGCGCGGGGAUCAACCGCUUCGUCGCCACCUACGCCAUGCCGGCGCUCAUCUUCGACAUGGUCUCCACCAACGAUCCCUACGCCAUGAACGGCCGCCUCGUGGCCGCCGACACGCUGCAGAAAGGGGUCAUGCUGCUCGGCCUCGUGGCGUGGGCGGCGUGGUCAUCCCCCCGCCGCCGCGACACAUCUGCCGGCAACGGCAAGGUUGCGGCCUCGCCGCUGCAGUGGGUGGUCACCGCCUUCUCCAUGGCGCAGCUGCCCAGCACCAUCGUCAUGGGCGUGCCGCUCCUCGGCGCCCUGUACGGACCCACGUCCAAGGACCUCAUGAAACAGAUCGUCGUGAUGCAGCUCUGCGUCUGGUACAACGUCGUCAUCUUCAUGUACGAGUACAUGGCGGCGAAGGAUGGCAGCACCAAGGUCGGCCCCGCCCCAGCGUCGCCGGAGAACGUUGAAAGCACGGAGGUCCAGGCGGCACAACAAGGCAUGGCCGCGGCCAGCCAGACAACGUCGACCGCGGUCGUGGGAGAGGCGAGUCCGACUCAUGGUGCAAAUGCCGAGGUCGCGGAGGCAGAGGAUGUCGCGUUGCCGCCACCUCCAUCGAUGAGCCAUGUCGCUUUUGUGACAGGGAAAAAGGUUCUCAAGAUCCCAAACACAUAUGCUACCUUCCUUGGCCUCUUUUGGGCUCUAAUCGCAUUCAAGUGUAGAAUCAAGAUGCCGAAAAUCAUCGUUGACUCUUUGUUCACCAUACAGACAACAACAGUUGGCCUAAGCAUGUUUUCAUCAGGGACGUUCAUGGCGCGACAGCCACAGUUUAUUCCAUGCGGCUAUGUGAUCGCUUUGGUUUCAAUGAUCCUCAAGUUUCUGAUAGGCCCGAUGGCGAUGCUGCUCGCGUCAUUCGCUAUUGGCAUGAAGGGUACCCUAUUGCGCAUUGCAGUUAUACAGGCGGCACUCCCUUUGUCCGUGAUUUCAUUUGUGUAUGCUAAAGAGUACAAGGUCCAUGCAGAUAUCAUGAGCACUGGGGUAAUCCUCGGGAUAUUUAUCUUGCUUCCUGUCACCAUUGUGUACUACAUUCUAUUGGAGCUGUGA